Molecule: messenger RNA, 1947 nt
Organism: Tripterygium wilfordii
Lineage: Eukaryota; Viridiplantae; Streptophyta; Magnoliopsida; Celastrales; Celastraceae
Exons: 3
Coding region: 189-1697 (502 amino acids)
Molecular function (GO): protein binding
Source: RefSeq, a predicted model, not a curated record
AGAGGAAAACAGAGAGGAAAAGCCUGAUGCUUGUUCGUUUUUAAUUCCCUUCUCCGUUUCCUCUCUCUGUGACUGACUUCCGGGCUCUUUCUCCUUGAUCUACUACUCUCUGCUGUACCGAUCUCUCUCUCUCAUUAACGAUCUUACAUAACCAGACAAGAGUGAAUUCAAAUAACGGAAAAUCCAGCAUGAAUUCACGAAGAGGAUCGACCUCAACCUUCGAUUUCGAUCUCAGUAUUGGGUCCGGUAGACCCAAAUCCCUUAACGAUCAGAGGAACCAAACCUCGUCGUAUUCAUAUUCAUCAACGGCGGCGACGGCGACGGCGACGGCGACCGCGCAAUCCAAACCCUCCUGGCAACCCAACAAGCCUUCCUGGACCCACCAGCCCGCGCCUAGUCAGGCUGCUCGACCAGGUGGAUUGAACGGGCCUACUUCGAUGGUGGGUGAUAUCACGGGCAAGAGCUGGAAUUCGAUGGGCUUGGGUUCUGGCAUUGGGAUUCCAGAGAAGAACCAGAGCUUGUUUGGUGAUCUAGUUAACUCUUCUAUUGGGAAGGGUAAGGGCAGUAGCAAUGUUCCAUUAAAGAAUGCUACACUGGCUCCAUCCACGCAAUCUUCCAAUAAGAGUUCAUUUUCCAUGAGAAAUUUGGGCGCAUCGUUGCCAAAAACUGGCCAUUCUGUUGAUUGUAGUAGUUUGGGAGCCAAUAACAGUUUUGGGGGUUAUAAUGGUGGAUACAAUAAUAGUAGUACCGUAAAUAUCAACAGCAAUAAGACUGCCAAUCUUGGUGGUCCUUCAAUGCCCAAUAUGGGUGGAUCUGGAGGUGGGAUGAACAGUAAUAAGGACCCAUUUGGUUCUUUGGUUGAUUUUGGAUCUAAACAAGCAGCUGGUGGUCUUAAUUCGACGAGUAAAGCCAGCAAGGUGAAUGCUGGUGGUGAUUCAUUAGGGGAUUUUCAGAAUGCUUCAAAAAUGAGCACCACAACAUUUUCAAAUAAUGGUUUUACUGCAACUAGUCAUGAUUUCUUGGGAUCGAAUGCGAGUUCUGUAUCGAAGGGUGAUUUUGGCAUGCCCAACAAGGAUUCUGCAUCUCAGACUCAUUUUCAGCCUCCUAUGCAAUCGUCUAGUGAUGAUCCACUCAACAUGUUCUUUUCAUCAUCCUCAACUUCUGCUGGAGGUGAUGCAGCUGCUUCUGAAGGAGUGGGAGGACAGCGGUUCUCUGAAGUUGAUGAGUGGGGAUUGGAUUCAGAGUUUGGAGGAUCAGGAAGUAAUGAAGCAGGUGGUAACACUACAGAGCUUGAAGGGCUUCCUCCUCCUCCUGCUGGGGUAACAGCUUCAUCUGCGAAGAUCAAAGGUAUUGAUAAUCAAAAGCAGGGGCAAUAUGCUGAUGCCAUCAAGUGGCUCUCUUGGGCUGUAAUUCUUUGCGACAAAACUGGUGAUGGGGCUGGAGCCAUGGAGGUUUUAUCAUUCAGGGCUUCAUGUUAUAAGGAAGUUGGAGAGUAUAAGAAGGCCGUGGCUGACUGUUCAAAGGUGCUUGAACAAGACGAUGCCAAUGUAUCCAUCCUCGUACAGCGUGCUCUCCUUUAUGAAAGUAUGGAAAAGUAUAAACUUGGGGCAGAAGACCUGAGAACAGUUUUGAAGAUUGACCCUAGUAACAGGAUAGCAAGAAGCACCGUGCACCGGUUGGCUAAAAUGGCAGACUAGAGAGGUAUUGCAAUUCUGUACUCGUAUUAGCUUCUUCAAAUACGUGGAUAAACUUACUCCUCCCUUAAUCAAAACAUGUUGUGGGGGGUCAAAAGUAACAAUUUUCUUGAUUUUUUGGUUUGCAUUGAUAAGUUUCUGCCUGAGGAGGGCUCUCUUGUAUCUGAUGUUAAAUUUCUGUCUUUGUUGAUUGUGAAUGGGAACGAUUUCAUUUCUUGUUUUCAACAGAAAAUACAGACCAGCUUGUCUAUAA